This is a messenger RNA of Condylura cristata (star-nosed mole), 2762 nucleotides long. RefSeq names its product sterile alpha motif domain containing 14 (gene SAMD14). Gene Ontology annotation, molecular function: actin filament binding. Gene Ontology annotation, biological process: neuron projection development; calcium-mediated signaling; actin filament organization. Lineage: Eukaryota; Metazoa; Chordata; Mammalia; Eulipotyphla; Talpidae. Bases 325 to 1575 code for a protein of 416 amino acids. Gene Ontology annotation, cellular component: cytoplasm; postsynaptic density; actin cytoskeleton. The transcript is spliced from 11 exons. The record is from RefSeq and is a predicted model, not a curated record.
ACCUUCUUCUCUCCCACACGCCCCCCCUUCCCACCCGCUCCAGGACCCUCCUCGCUGACCCCACCCCCACUCCCGGGAUGGAGCAGAUCGAGCCAGCCCGGAGCCCCCCGCAUCCGGGGUGACGGUCCUCCGCCCCUCUCGCGCCUGGUCCCCAGCCCCGAGAACCAUGGGCCUGAGGGGUUUCCGAGGCGCUGGACGCUGAAGAUGACUGAUGCUGGAGAUUUGAUGUUGGACAACUCAGGAUCAAAGGUUUUCAGAAAAGGCCAAUGAUGGUGAGAUGACUCCUCUUCCUGGAGAGAGUUCUGAGGGCAGCUCUCUUGAGUCAUGGCUUCUUCAAAGCUCCGAGAACCCACAGAUGAGGUUUUUGACCUAGACUUGGCCGUGCCAGAGACCGUCAGACUGGACAGCAGUCUACACAAGGCCCGGGCCCAACUACUGGCCAAGGGGCGGAGACACAGGCCCUCCCGCUCGAGGCUUCGAGACAGUGCCAGCUCUGCCGAGGAUGGUGAAGGCUCUGAUGGGCCUGGAGGCAAGGUGACCGAGGGCUGCGGGAGCCCCCUGCACCGGCUGCGCUCCCCUUUGCACUCUGGCCCCGGGUCGCCUGCGGGGGGCUCUUUCUGCCUGGAACCUCCGGGAUUGCGGCGCAGCUUAGACGAGGACGAGCCGCCGCCCUCACCUCUCACACGCUACCGGCCUCUGCACAACGCUGCCUCGCACGAGGGCCUGGCCGCCGCCUCCUCUCCGCCACGCUCGGCGCCGUCCUCCGACAGCUCGCCCAGCUUCGUGCGCCGCUACCCGCGCGCAGAGCCGCACAGCGAAGAUGACAGCCGGGAUGCCAGCCCGCCGGAGCCCGCCAGCCCCACCAUCGGCCUGGAUAAGAAGACUCGCCGGAAGUUCCUGGACCUGGGCGUCACCUUACGCCGAGCCUCCACUAGCAAGACCAGGAAGGAGAAGGGCAGCAACCGCCUGUCCAUGGGCAGCAGGGAGUCGGUGGAGGGGUCCAGCAGGGCAGGGAGCUCCCCAUUCCUGCCCUUUUCCUGGUUCACAGACAGUGGCAAGGGCUCGGCGUCCUCCGGCAGCACCACGUCCCCUGCCUGCUCCCCUAAACACGAGGGCUUCAGCCCUAAGAAGUCAGCUUCUCAGGAAUCCACCCUGAGUGAUGACUCCACACCCCCCAGCAGCAGCCCCAAGAUCCCAACUGGUCCCCGGCAGGAGGCCAAGUGUUCCUACCCCUACCACACGCUGUCCCAGUCUUCAGAUGAGUUCCUGGAUGAACCUCUCCCUGCUGUCCAGCACUGGACCAGCCAGCAGGUGGGCCAGUGGCUGCACAGCCUCAACCUGGAGCAGUACGCUGCCGAGUUCGCUGCGCGGCAGGUGGACGGGCCGCAGCUACUGCAGCUGGACGGCAGCAAACUGAAGAGCCUGGGGCUCAGCAGCGCGCACGACCGGGCGCGAGUGAAGCGGAAGCUGAAGGAGCUGGCAGCAGCCGCUGAGAAGGAACGCAAGGCCCAGGAGAAGGCUGCGCGGCAGCGCGAGAAGCUUCGGCGCAGGGAGCAGGACGCCAAGAAGAGCUAGGGCGGGGGAGGCCCUGGCACCAGGCGCAGGCCGCAGGCUCCCCGGGCGCAGGCCUCACCUAGAGGCAGGCCUGUGCCCACAUCCUCAGGGGGUACACACCCUCUCCCACCCUGCCACGCUGCUGGGCCCAGCUCCCCCAGGAAGGGAGACCAGGGAGAGGGGCCAGUAAUAAAUCCAAUUUCAAGGACUUGUUUGGCAGAGUUCCUGGGGGCAGGGGCACAGGCCGUUUCUGAAGCACUUCUGGCGGCCCUGAGGUGCCUGGGUCAGUCUGACCCCUGCCCUCAGGCCGGGGUGGUGCAGGGCCCUGACAUGGCGCCAGGGGCCCGGGCGGAGGGAGGUUGGGCAGCUUGGCAGGGGUGGGACGGAGCUGCUCUCUAGCUCUCUACUGGCUGUGUGCCGGGGGCUGUUCUGCUCCUCAGGGAGGAGGCAGUGCAGCAAGUCGCACUCAGGGUAGUGUCCGGUCCACACUCCUCAGCAGGAGAGCGGAGGGCAGCAUGGUUACCCCAGCAAGCUUGGCAAGGAGACAGACGGGGAAGAAAACCUCCUCCUCCUUUCCCUCACUCUUCUGGGUCCCACUGGCGAGUGACUUUGCUGGGCUGCCCGAGUGCCCACCUGGCCUGGCCUGGGCCCACUUUCCAAGGGGGGACCUACUUAUGCUCUGGGGAAAGAGCAAACACAGGAGCCGGUGGGAAGAGACCCUGGCCUAGGUGGUCUGAACUGGAAAAUCCGUAAGCCAGCAGGCAGAGGCAAGAUCUUGGAGGCUCCUGGGAAGCUGCUAGGUUAGGAGGUUCACCUGCCCUCCCCCACUGCCCUGGUCCCUGUUGGGGCCAGCCCCUGGGUGGGGGUGCUAGGUGUGGUGCAGUCAGCAGCUAGCCUUGCUUCCGUGGCACUGGCCAGCCACCAGUGGGGGUCAGGGGCCUCGCUUAGCAGCGUGCGCCUCUUGCUGCUGGGAAGCUAGGUGCAGACUCCCUCAUUUCUGCCCUGGGACGCAGCCUGCUCUCCUGUUCUGCUGUCUGUGGGGAGAAGGGCUUCUAGGGGAACUGCAGCAUGGGGCACUGGCACCGCCAGGGCCUGGUGGAGGGGCCGCUCGGGAGGUUGGGGGGCGCCGUCCAGAGCUGUCCAGGUGCCCACCUGCAUGUGACGGGGGAGGUGGUGCUCAACUUACUUCAAUAAAGGCUUACAAUGUG